Molecule: messenger RNA, 315 nt
Organism: Gryllus bimaculatus (two-spotted cricket)
Lineage: Eukaryota; Metazoa; Arthropoda; Insecta; Orthoptera; Gryllidae
Source: the annotation of a GenBank genome assembly
AUGGCUUUCGCGUGUAAUGGCAUUCGCGCCGUUCGAGGGCUACGACAUGCGGAGCAACAUGAGCUACACGACGCGCCUCUUCACGGAGGAGGCGGUGGACCGCAUCCGCCGCCACGACGCGCGCCAGCCGCUCUUCCUGUACCUGGCGCACCUGGCGGUGCACGCCGCCAACUACGAGUCCGUGGCCCGCUUCGCGCACAUCGCCGACCCCGAGCGCCGCCUCUACGCAGCAAUAAUAAUAAUAAUAAUAAUAAUAAUAAUAAUAAUAAUAAUAAUAAUAAUAAAGAAAUAUUAUACCUCUCGGGUGUUUCAUGA